Messenger RNA from Danio rerio (zebrafish), 1315 nucleotides. NCBI's taxonomy places the organism in Eukaryota, Metazoa, Chordata, Actinopteri, Cypriniformes, Danionidae. The record is from RefSeq and is a predicted model, not a curated record.
AAAGUAGUUUUUUGAAAUAAUGGUGAAUAAUGAAUGGAUGGUGUAGUAUCCUGGAGUAACCACAAGAGGUCGUUAUUGGUUUAUACAUGUGUGUUAUUGCCUGUAACCCAGUUGAAAGACGAGAGCCGAUGCAGGAAGGCAUACGGUGGAAAUGUCUUUUGUUACAACUGAAGUAAACAGAAGUAAAGGUUCGUUUCAACCCUAUACUUGCAGUAGAGUUAUCUUUAUUGAAGAUACAACAUUUUUGGCGACGAGGAUAAAGCGGAAGCACGUGAUGACAGCAAAUUAAUGAGGUAGAAAUGACGGAGCACUGUGCUAAUAACUGCCUGUGAGGGAAUUAGAAGAAGAAGAAGAAAAAAAAAAAAAAAAGAUCGUGUGAAAAGCAACCAUGGCUACAGGAACUAUUGGCUCACUAGGAAUGUUUGAUGCUAAAAUUCAAACAUGGGAAGAAUAUUCCGAAGUGCUGGAGCAAUUUUUCGUGGCUAAUGGAAUCGAAGAUGAGGGUAAGCAAAGAGCUAUUCUCAUAAGUGUUGUGGGACCACAAACUUACAGUGUGAUGCGAAAUCUUCUAAGCCCUGUGAAACCAAGUGAAAGAACUUAUGAGCAGCUGGUAACGAUGCUAAAAAACCAUUUCAAUCCCCAGCCAAGCGAGAUUGUUCAGAGAUUUAAAUUUGACUCCAGAACAAAGAAGCCGACAGAGACCGUAACAGAGUAUGUUGCAGAGUUGCGUUGUUUAGCUCAAGACUGUAAUUAUGGAACAACUUUGGAUCAAAUGCUGAGGGAUCGUCUUGUGUGUGGCAUUGAUGAUGAUCGGAUUCAGAGACGUUUGCUUUCAGAAACAAAUCUGACAUUUGAAACUGCUUUUAAAUUAGCAGUAGCCACGGAAACUGCAAGCAAAAAUGUGCUUGACCUACAAAAUAAAUCCUGUGUACAGACAUGUAACAACGUCAAGUUCAAAGUGAAGAAAUCUGAUCAAGAAAAAAAAGGAGAGUCAGGUGAACAAAUAGAUACCAGAGACUGCUACAGGUGUGGAGGGAAAAACCACAAAGCCAGUGAAUGCAGAUUUAAAAAGGAAAAAUGUUAUCAAUGUGGAAAAUUGGGUCAUAUUUCAAGGUCGUGUCGCAACAAAAAUAAACAGAGGGGACACACUGGCACUGGAAGUAGAGCAAAAGGAGUGUGGCCACAUAGAGCAUUUAAAGUAAGUGAAAAUAAUGAGAGUGAUGAGUCAGAAGAAACCUUCACUUUGGCAUGUAUAAAAGCGGAUGCUAUGAAGAAAGUGAAGCCCCUCACUGUUAAGUUGCAUAUUGAUGACAAA